UAUUCCGCCGAAUUGUCGCUUGCAUAUGAUGACUCAUCAUUUAGAGGUCAGAGUCGCGCAUUUCUUUUUGGCGACAGUUAACACCCUUCCUUUGGUCAUCUGAAAUCCCAAAGAGCCAAGAGCACCGAAGAACAACUUCUCAGACUGCUUCUUUCAUCACUAACAGGUUGGGUUAUUCACUUGUUAUGCAUGUGUACAGGGCUUUAUGGUGAACCGUGCUAUUCCGAUUGCUGGAGAACUUUAUUUAGGGAUUUAAUAAUUCCAUUAUGGUUGCUACCCAUAAGAAUCUGGUGAAUUUGAAAAUUGGAAUAGCUGAUGAAGAUUACAGCGUAUCUCAGCCUCUUUCUCGUAGCUUACCUCCCGCCCACAUGGGCAGCACUAUUUUCUGCUGUCCUUGUGAUUGUCACUGUUUCACUUUCAAUGUACCUCAUUUUCGAGCACCUUUCAGCAUAUAAGAAUCCUGAGGAGCAGAAAUUUCUGAUAGGUGUCAUCUUAAUGGUCCCUUGCUACUCCAUUGAAUCAUAUGUAUCAUUGGUGAAUCCAUCAAUUAGUGUUGAUUGCGAGGUCCUACGUGAUAGCUAUGAGGCUUUCGCCAUGUACUGUUUCGGAAGAUACCUUGUGGCAUGCUUGGGUGGGGAAGAGAGGACAAUCGAGUUUAUGGAGCGGCAAGGACGGGCAGGUUCUAAAACACCCUUACUAGAAAAUAGUUCUCAAAAGGGAACUGUAAAGCAUACUUUUCCUAUGAACUAUUUCUUUAAACCAUGGAAACUUGGUCAAUGGUUUUACCAGCUUGUAAAGUUCGGAAUUGUUCAAUAUAUGAUAAUAAAGACUUUAAGUUCUAUUUUGGCGGUUAUCCUACAAGCCUUUGGGGUGUACUGUGAAGGAGAGUUUAAAUGGGGUUGUGGGUAUCCAUACAUGGCAGUGGUUCUCAACUUCAGCCAGUCGUGGGCUUUGUACUGUCUAGUUCAAUUCUAUACUGUUACAAAGGAUGAAUUGGAGCACAUUAAACCAUUGGCCAAGUUUCUGGUCUUCAAAUCAAUUGUCUUUUUGACUUGGUGGCAAGGUGUGGCAAUUGCAGUCUUCUCUGCCUUGGGUUUGUUUAAUAGUCCUAUAGCUCAAGGCUUGGAGUUCCAAUCAAGUGUUCAGGACUUCAUCAUUUGUAUAGAGAUGACAAUUGCUUCUGUCGUUCACCUCUAUGUCUUCCCGGUCAAGCCAUAUGAGCAAAUGGGAGACCGUUUUGAGGGAAUUGUUUCUGUUCUUGGAGACUAUGCAUCUGUGGACCCUCUUGAUCCUGAUGAGGUGAGGGACAGUGAGCGCCCCACCAAGUUACGACUGCCCCAGCCUGAUCCUGAUGGCAAGAGUGGAAUGACAAUAAGAGAAAGCUUUCGGGAUGUUGUCAUUGGAGGUGGUGAAUAUAUUGUGAAUGAUGUCAAGUUCACAGUAACCCAUGCUGUGGAGCCGAUGGAGAAGGGGAUUACACGGUUCAAUGAGAAAUUACACAAGAUAUCUCGAAACAUAAAGAAACAUGAAAAGGAGAAAAGAACUAAAGAUGAUAGUUGCAUCGGUUCAUCAUCACCUACACGAAGAGUGAUCCGUGGGAUUGAUGACCCUCUCCUGAAUGGGAGUGUUAGUGAUAGUGGUGUAUCCAAAUCAAAGAAAUACCGUCAGAGAAAACAAUACAGCAGCAGUACUGAGAGUGGGGGAGAAAGUAGCAGUGAUCAAAACUAUGGGGGAUAUCAUAUCUGUGGGCAAAGAUGGUUCAUCAAAGAUUAAUUCACAAGAGAGAUGGUGAAUGGACAAGAAUGCACAACAGCAAUAACCAAGAAUUACGCAUAUAUCGGAUCAUGAUCAAAUAAGUAAUUGCCUGCCCCCACCUGACUUGUUUUUGAAACAACUGGGAAAGAUUCUCUUCUGAGUGAUGGUAGAGAGAGGCCUGUAUGAC
Messenger RNA from Telopea speciosissima, 1942 nucleotides. RefSeq names its product protein LAZ1-like. The transcript is spliced from 9 exons. NCBI's taxonomy places the organism in Eukaryota, Viridiplantae, Streptophyta, Magnoliopsida, Proteales, Proteaceae. The record is from RefSeq and is a predicted model, not a curated record. Gene Ontology annotation, molecular function: transporter activity. The coding region runs from base 316 to 1773 and encodes 485 amino acids. Gene Ontology annotation, biological process: transport.